GGCGUUCGGCUCUCCGCCUGUGCCGGCCGAAGGAGGCGGCCAUUUUCCAACAGAGCGGAGCAGCCGCUCCCGAGUCGCCUUCGUGGUCGAGGACGGGCCCGGAAGCCGAGAGGCCGCCGGGAGUUGCGCCACCGAGCCCGGCCGCCGGGCAGGAUGUUUUCUUUUUCUACCACGGUGCAACCUCAGGUCACAGUUCCUUUGAGUCACCUUAUCAAUGCCUUCCAUUCACCCAAAAGUCUGGCACCAUCAUUCACUGCAACAUCUAGCCAAUGUGUGCAAAAGGAAGCAGUGCCUGAAUCUGAUGUGCAGAAUAGUGAGCCAAUACUUAAUCUACGAGACCUAGGACUAUCUGACUUGAAAGCUAGCCAACUUGAUGAACUAGUGGACAGGCUACUUCCUGGCUAUUGUAUAGGAAACAAAACCUCUUCACACUGGCAAACUUCUUAUAUAUCUUCACAGUCCUUCUUUGAAAAUAAGUAUGGUUUUGCAGAUAUAUUUAGCACCUUGCGUUCAUCCUACCUAUACAGACAGCAUCCUAGCCCAUUACAGAGUCUAUGUUCAGAUCUUCAGCGUUGGCCAGUUUUCAUUCAGUCUCGGGGCUUUAAGACUCUGAAAUCAAGAGCAAGACGGCUGCAAUCUACAUCAGAGAGAUUAACAGAAACAGAAACUGUAGCUCCCUCAUUUGUAAAGGGACUUCUGUUAAGAGACAGAGGAUCUGAAGUUGAAAGUUUAGAGAAACUGAUGAAAACAAAAAACAUACCUGAAGCUCAUCAAGAUGCCUUUAAAACUGGGUUUGCAGAGGGUUUUCUGAAAGCACAAGCACUUACACAGCGGACAAAUGAUUCCUUAAGACGAACACGUCUAUUUCUGCUCAUUCUGCUGCUGCUUGGUAUUUAUGGUUUGUCAAAAACCCCAUUUUUAUCUGGUAAAGGCUCCUUUUCUGAUACUGUACGUUUUCGAACGACAUCUGGACUUGAUGCAGCAGUAGACCCUAUUCAAAUGAAAAAUGUCACUUUUGAACAUGUCAAAGGGGUUGAAGAAGCUAAGCAAGAGUUACAAGAAGUAGUUGAAUUCUUGAAAAAUCCUCAAAAAUUUACUGUACUGGGAGGUAAACUUCCUAAAGGUAUUCUGUUGGUGGGACCCCCUGGUACUGGCAAAACCCUUCUUGCCAGAGCUGUGGCAGGAGAAGCUGAUGUUCCGUUUUAUUAUGCUUCUGGGUCUGAAUUUGAUGAGAUGUUUGUUGGUGUGGGAGCCAGUCGUAUCAGAAACCUGUUUAGGGAAGCCAAAGCCAAUGCACCUUGUGUUAUAUUCAUUGAUGAACUAGAUUCUGUUGGUGGCAAAAGAAUAGAGUCUCCAAUGCAUCCGUACUCAAGACAGACUAUAAAUCAGCUCCUUGCUGAAAUGGAUGGCUUUAAACCUAAUGAAGGUGUCAUCAUCAUUGGUGCAACAAACUUCCCUGAAGCAUUAGAUAAUGCUUUAAUACGUCCUGGCCGCUUUGACAUGCAAGUUACAGUUCCUAGGCCAGAUGUUAAGGGCCGAACAGAAAUUCUGAAAUGGUACCUCAACAAAAUAAAGUAUGAUGAGUCUCUUGAUCCAGAAAUCAUUGCCAGAGGUACAGUAGGAUUUUCUGGAGCUGAACUGGAAAACCUUGUGAACCAAGCUGCAUUAAAAGCUGCAGUAGAUGGAAAAGAUAUGGUUACAAUGAAAGAGCUAGAAUUUUCAAAGGACAAAAUUCUUAUGGGCCCAGAGCGUAGAAGUGUAGAAAUUGAUGAUAGAAAUAAAACAAUUACAGCCUACCAUGAAUCGGGACAUGCCAUCAUUGCCUAUUAUACAAAAGAUGCAAUGCCGAUAAACAAAGCAACAAUCAUGCCACGAGGACCAACGCUUGGACACGUGUCUUUACUGCCAGAAAAUGAUCGAUGGAGUGAAACUAGAUCUCAGCUGCUUGCACAGAUGGAUGUUAGCAUGGGAGGAAGAGUGGCAGAAGAGCUCAUAUUUGGAGGUGAUCACAUCACAACAGGGGCUUCUAGUGAUUUUGAUAAUGCUACUAAAAUAGCAAAGCUCAUGGUGACUAAAUUUGGAAUGAGUGAGAAGCUUGGUGUCAUGACCUACACAGAUACUGGCAAACUCAGUCCUGAAACCCAGUCUGCAAUUGAACAGGAAGUAAGGACACUUUUAAAGGACUCCUAUGAACGGGCAAAGCAUUUAUUGAAGACCCAUGCAAAGGAGCACAAGAAUUUAGCAGAAGCAUUGCUGACAUAUGAGACUCUGGAUGCCAAAGAAAUUCAGAUCGUUCUAGAGGGGAAAAAACUCGAAGUGAGAUGAUAACUUAGAUCAUCAAGCAUCCUGGCGACUUCCACGAAUGCUGUAAUCUUCUUGUGAAGUAUAGCUUUCUUUUCUUUCUGAUACGUGUGAUAAUAAUCACGUUUCUUAAGGGAAAAAAACAAUUUGUCUUGUGAGCUUUUGUUACAUUUUAUUGAUUUUUAUCUUCUUAGAAAGAAACACAAGGAGAAAAUGACCUUCCCACAAAAAUAGAUGUCCAAUCUCAGGGUUGAAUCUAGCUUGUUUGGAAACCUCAUGUAAUGAACCUGAAUAGUAUGUUCUUAAUAUAGCUUCCCUGGUUAAUUAUUCUAUGUGGACUGGGAGCAUAACUGCUUUCUAUAUUCCACCAUGGAGCAUAAGAGUACUGAUGACAACUAAUUAUAAUGAUCUCUAAUAUCAGAAUUAGUAGGAACCCAAGUUACCUGGGGAACAUGAGCAGGGAGGGCUUGUAUGUGAGCUUCUCAGAGGCAUUUCACCAGCCAUUGUGUAAAAAGCAUGCUGGACUCAUUGCUCUGGUCCAGUAUUGCUCCUGCAUCUUUAUUCUUGAAAAAUCUUUAAAUGCUACGGAGUAGUGAUACUUCUGUAAUUUAGAAAAAAUGAAAUAAUUUAUUUAGCAGGCCAGUUAAUAUCCAGAAAAUUGGGGAGAGACAUCACUAUACCAGAAUUACUUUCCCACCACUCUCCUUCAUACCUAUGCCAAGAUGUUAGAAUUCUUUGAACAGAGUAGGAGGACAGAGAGGUGUAAUAGAAUUUAUCUUACAGAUGCCCUCAGUUUAUGCAAAUAUAACUUAAAUAUUGAGGUGGGUGGGAUUGAGAGUAAGAGAUGUGUAUCAAGGCUGAGAAGAACUACACUGUCUCCUCGGAAGUAGUAUUGGGAAAAAUGUUUCCAUUUUAUUUUAGAGAUAUGGGGUGUGCUGCUGCAGUCCCUUGCUACUGUCCAUACUCUUAGGGGUUUUUAAAAUGAUGAUGUGGCUGCUUGAGGUUUUAUCAAUUUUCUCAUUGGAAAGAUUUCAGUCAGUUAAAGAACAUUUGGGAUGACUUUUCAGUUUGGGUCAUAUUCCCUUUGAGUUUGAAAUCUUCAGUUUCUUUGCACAUAAGCACAUGGCUACCAAAAUGCUUUAGGUAAAAACUGUUGCAGCAUCAUCUACAACAGAUAUGGGCAAGUGCCAGAGGAUCUGGGGCUCACAGCUGCUCCUUGCCUCCACUACCGUAUCAUUUUAUUUUUCAAAACUGAAUUUGACCAGGUGGUUAUUUCUGAGGUGUGUGUGUGUGUGUGGCGUGGGCUUGAGGCCCCAGAAAGUGAGGAAUUGAGAUUUAGGGAAUUGAUGUAACUCUCCAUUUUGGGAUAGCACAGCAUUUUUACAGAAAGUGGCCUUGGCUGGCUGCUCUGUUUCUUUCUCAUAGAAAAAUUGUGAAAUUGCAUAUAAGUGAUAAUACACUUCCUCCUCAAAACCUUGGUGAGAUGUAUGGUCAUGAGUGGAUUUUGUUUUUCAAAAAUUGAACUCUAGCACUUCUCAUUUAUAGGAAGCUUUUUUGUUACUCUUUUUUUGAAAAGUGCAUUGUGACCAACAAUGAAAAUGUAUAAUUGGUAAUGUUAUUUUUGGAAUUGGUAGAAAAUCUUAAUUACAGAAAAACCUGUUUCAGCGCAAGUUUCAUUUCUUGCUUUUUCCAUCCAGUCAACUUAGGAUCACAUGGAAGGACCUCAAGAGCAUGUAUUUAAACAGAGUACCAAACUGCUUUGCUGAAAAGUUAUAAAUGUAUUCUUUUUUAGUAUCACACCAGAAAAGAUGAGCAGUCGCAGCAACCUUGGCGCUUUCUAUAUUUUUGAAUAAAGCUUUGUUUUAAAUAUGCAGAAUGCUUUCUCUUUUUUGCAAUUGUAAAUUGCUUUAGCUCUGAAUUCCCUCUUAUGUAAAUUGAGGUGUAUAAAACAUAUCUUAAACUUGUAAAUAAAUUUGAGAGUUAA
Messenger RNA from Anolis carolinensis (green anole), 4285 nucleotides. RefSeq names its product YME1 like 1 ATPase (gene yme1l1). The record is from RefSeq and is a predicted model, not a curated record. Gene Ontology annotation, biological process: protein quality control for misfolded or incompletely synthesized proteins; mitochondrion organization. NCBI's taxonomy places the organism in Eukaryota, Metazoa, Chordata, Lepidosauria, Squamata, Anolidae. The transcript has 19 exons. Gene Ontology annotation, cellular component: mitochondrial inner membrane. Bases 154 to 2325 code for a protein of 723 amino acids. Gene Ontology annotation, molecular function: ATP binding; metalloendopeptidase activity; ATP-dependent peptidase activity.